AUGAGUUUGGGCAAGGUUUAUGUUGGAGGAUUGCCUGAGGAUGCGACAAAUGAAGAGUUGGAGGAGGCUUUUCACAAAUUUGGACGGAUUCGGAAGAUUUGGGUUGCUAGAAGACCACCAGGUUUUGCUUUUGUCGAGUUUGAUGAUCAAAGAGAUGCUGAAGAUGCUGUUCGAGCUCUAGAUGGAAGGUAUGUUGAUUUACUUUGUUGUUUUUUAAUUUCAUGUAAGGUAUAUACUUAAAAAGACUGGUUUUGGUUUGUUUUUAUUGAGAACAGCAGUUUUUUUGCUUGACGAAAGCUACUUAAAAAUUUCUUUUAACGUUUAUGUAUCGAACACAGAAACGCGAUCUUUUGGUAUCUAAAAUUAAAAUUACAUAUUAAAUUAUAACUUUAAUUUGUUUUCAGCCGUUUAUGUGGAGUUAAAGCUCGUGUUGAGCUUUCCAAUGGCCGUUCUCGAGGUGGCGGUGGUGAUCGCAGAAAUGACCGUGGUGGACGUUACGACAGAGACAGAAGAGACAGGUAAGUAAUUUUCUUAUUUAUGUUAGUUUUUAGGGAUUCAAGAAUUUUCUUUGAAAAUUUUGUUUACUAUUUUUGGAUUUUAAGAUAUCGCUCCCGAUCUCCGCGCGAUCGUAGACGUUCCCGUUCUCCACGCCGCGAACGCUCUCCUCGCCGUUCUGAGUCACCGCGCAGAUCACGCACUCGUUCAAAGUCGCCAGAAGGCAGAAGAAGUGUAUCCAAGUCCAGGUAAAAUAAGAUUAUCCUAAAAUUGAGAAGAAACUAAUUUUUUAGGUAAAAAAAGAACACUUAUAAUAUAAUAUCGUAACUUUUUGUUGGUUAAUCAGGUUAAUAUUUUCAGAUCCCGCUCUCGAUCCCGUUCUUAAACUACUUCCUACAAGGCAUGAAUAAAAUACCAUUGUUAACAACGUCAACUCACUUAUAAUCUUUUCAUUUUGUUUCUGGAAGUAAAGUAUUUUAUUUGCUUUUUUGCAAACACAGUAAACAGAAAGUUAAUUAAAUAUUUUUAAUUUUAUGCUUAAUUAAAAAUCAAAUUAAUAAGUUAUUAUUUUUUUUUCAAUUUAAAUUCACUAUUCUACAUUUUUUAUUUCAAUUUGUGUUUUAAUAACAAUUUCCUUGCUAGAAUGAACAUUGGAUUCACGGGUACAGUAAGACUUUUGUCCGAAAUUUUUAAAAAUGUUUAGGUUUUGAUCACCUGCUUCACAAGUUUUUGCUUAAGCAACGAUUAUCUGAAAUACGAGCCUCGAUCGCCUGUAGAUCCAGGUAAGAAAACUUGAUUGGGUUGAAGUAUUCUCUAAAGUUAAAGGGUAUUAAUUGUUAACAAAAACUUAUUAUUUUAUAGGUUCUAAAAUAUUAUACUUUGGUUUGUGCGCAACUCUUCAUAUUGAUGUAUCCAACACUGCCGAUAGCUCCCUUGUGUUAAUUGAUUCCGAGUAUGUUGAUGGAGAUAUAAUGCAACUAGCAGUAUCUGGGUAAUAGUUUUUGAUACGAUCUUAGAAAACGUUUUUACAACGUUUAACAUAGUAACCUUGCAGAUCUGGAAAAAAAAUUGAAAAUUUUUUAUUACCCUUCCCAAAUUCAAUUUUAAAGUUUUACCUAUUCGUUUUAAGCUUGGGUUUGAAACCGAAUGUUGGGUAUGUUUCGAAAGAUCAAUCUUGUGAAGUGGUAAUUCAAUACACAAACGAAACGCUUCUUAGUGUUUGGGUUAAUGGUAUACGUAAAUUUGAUACAACUGACGUCACACCGGCUUUAAUCGGUUCUGUUGAGCAUAAUGGUACAAUAAUUGUUUCAAGAGACACGACAAGUUUAUUUUAAUCAGUAUGCGAUUAUAUAUUUACUUCAUUGACUGCGUGAAUUUAAAUAAACUGCAAUUAAUAAAUUUUUGUGUGUAACAAAUGUGUGUUUUUCUAAAUUAUUGGCAUAGAUGGUUGGGUUAAUUAAUUUUUUUUAAAUUAACAGUGAGGAUCACACUGAACGUUUAUAAAUUGGAGAAGAACUCACGACUCAGCGACGCGAGGAACAGUGAAAUACCUGGGGGCUUUGUGGAAGGACGGUUUUAAGAUUAAAGCACAACAUGUGUGUUGUUAAAGUGAAAUCUUUUGUGCUCUUCUAUCCUACAACAAAUUAAAGUUUUUUAUUAAUUUUUUUAUGAAGCAUUACUUUUACAGUAACAAUUGCUUUAAUUAAUGUUUCAAAAUUGAAAACAAUAAAAUUUUUGUAAUUAAUCGUGACCUUUAAAACAAUAUUUAUAUUAAAAUCACACUUCAACAGCGCAUUUUUAAAUUUACAUUUGAUUAUGUUUGUCACGGUAAUUGUUUUGUUUGUAAGUUAAAUUUUUUAAAACUAUAGUUGCAAAAAAAUACUGUAAUUCAACACUAUUUGUCAUAAAAUUUAAAUUGUAAAACUUUGUAGUGUUUUUUCAACAAUGUUUGUCCAGAACAAUUACCAGUGUCAGCGCCAAUUUCCUUCGAGCUGGACAAGCCGAUGACAUGGGGCACUAUGAUUGAUUUUUAUUUGAUCCCGCUCAAAGAUUUUACAAUAAAAUUUCUGAAUAAAGGUGGCGACAUUGUCCUUCAUUUAAAUAUCAUUAUCGACAACGAAGGCUAUGUCAAACUCAACUCUCGUGAACACGGUUGGCAGAGCGAGGAUGACAAGUGGCAGUCGGAAAAGCAAUGGUGUGAAGAAGUACCAUGUAUUUUUUACAGCCGACCGACAUCGCUGAUCGUUUAUUGUCAUGAGUCGCAUAAAACUUUUGAGGUUAUUGUUGAUAGCAACAAAAUUGGCUAUUACAAAUGCAAGUUUGAUGAUAGGGAGAUUGUUAAAAUUGAGAUUACUGGUGAUGUGGAUGUUGUCAACAGUUUUAUCUUGGAGAAGAUUGAGAAGGCUGAAGAAUAA
Molecule: messenger RNA, 2909 nt
Organism: Bursaphelenchus okinawaensis
Lineage: Eukaryota; Metazoa; Nematoda; Chromadorea; Rhabditida; Aphelenchoididae
Source: the annotation of a GenBank genome assembly